AAUGAAUUCUGUGCAAUACAUGCAGGCAGGCAUGCCGCAAAAUAGCCUCCCUCCCUUCCAUACUGUGGAUGGGAGCAGAAGAGACUGUGGAACUGGUAAUGGGGACAUGGGGGUUCCCCAGCAGACCAACAACCAUGCUGGUCCUCACAUGUCAGGUUACCCAACUCGUCGUGCGAUUGUGCCAUUUUUUAAGGCUGGGCGCUUCAGUCUUCGAGAACCUGAGGUCUUUGAGUGUCAAAUGCCCAGGGUGCCCCAAGUUACAGAAAGCUCACAGACAGGAUUAGAUACACCUAAAAAGAAGUCAGGCUCAGGGGAGAAACAUUUUUUCCCAGUCAUCCCUAGCUCUUUCAGUAAUAUUAAUCCCAUGGAUGGAAAAGGAGGGUUUCCUUUUCCACGAGAGGGUGGAAACAACCGGCUGAACAGACUUGCAGGAGAAGGGGGAAUAGACGGAGUCAAAAACCUGACUACUUCCUUCACAGAAGGUGAGGGCUAUGCAAAGAGAGGUAAUUCUAAAACUGUCGUCUCCCCUAGUUUUGGUGAAGCAGCUGCCAGAGCAGUGAUGACCACUUGUGUGGCAGAUAGUGCCACUUUCGUCACAGUGGCUAUCAUGAGUCGGCAGAGCUCCAUGUUAAAGCCUAAAGUCACAAACUCAGGAGGAAGCCAUGUUCAUGGACAGUCUACUACUGAUGAUGUCAAAGAAAAUAUCUUGCGUAAUUCUACUUUAGCUGGUGGCAAUGAUAAAACCUUAACUGAAGAAGUGGCCACCCCAAGAAUUCAAACACGAAGAGGCAGGCGACCAAAUGGCAAUGUAUCUGUGUCUGUGCCUGUAACAUCCCAGAGGGGCCGAAGAUUGCGUCAGCGAGUUAUAACUGAAAACAACAUUUCUGAUGAUGAAAACUUUGAAAAGAUAAUGGAAGAAAGAAAAGAAAAGGCUCGUGCAGCAGAGCAAGAAAGACUGGAAAUCAGUGUGCGCAUUGAUGAUUCCCAAUGUGUGACCUAUGGCGAGCAGAAGCGAUGGCAGUGCAACUUGUGUGACAAGUCCUACACCACCAAGCACAACCUGGUCAUGCACAUACUCGACCACAACGGUAUCAAGCCGCACCUGUGUUUGGUGUGUGGCAAGUACUUCAAGCAGCUAAGUCACCUUAACACACACAUGCUAACGCAUGACAACGUCCGGCCCCAUGUGUGCACGUUGUGUGGCAAAGGUUUCACACAGAUCAGCCACCUGAAGCGUCAUCAGGCAGUACAUCUUGACUCUAAGCCAUACUAUUGUGAUGUUUGUGGUCGUGGCUUUACAUAUCCCAGUGAGUUGCGUCUUCAUAAGGAGCGCCAUCUACAGGACUCGACAACAUCUGGUGAACACUGUUGUCUGGAAUGUGGGGAGGAGUUUCCUAAUGCUGCACAGCUGAGUCAGCAUCAGCUUCUGCAUGAGAAUCGUGAGGAGCUGAUCUGCACCUUCUGUGGACGCAAGUUCCGCUACCCUAGUCAACUUAAAGAUCAUGUUGUCAUACACUCUGGCAGUCGGCCUUAUAUGUGCACAGAGUGUGGAAUGGAUUUUAUGAAGGAACAUCACCUUCGAGCUCACCAGUUCACACACACUGGCCUCAGACCAUUCAGCUGCCCAAUCUGUGGACGGGCGUUCAACCAGCGUGCCAACAUGCAGCGUCACAUGUUGAUACAUAAAGCUGAGCGCUCGUACAAGUGUGACUGCUGUGACAAGACCUUCACCCAACCUCAGACACUCAAGGCACACAUGGUGGUCCAUGCCGAUCACAAACCCUACAAAUGCCAGCUCUGCAGCAAGGAAUUUGGGCGUCUUCACAACUUACAUGGGCAUAUGCACAUGCACAAUAACACCAAGCCCUAUGUCUGCUUUUGUGGAAGCUCCUUUACACUAAAAGGAAACCUCAAUCGCCACAAGAAGGUGAAGCAUGGCUUGAAUGAGAGUACUGAGAGCAUGGAAGAGGAUGUUGUAAACUACCUCAGCUCCCGGCGAGCACGGGAAGAACCCUCAGGUGAUGAGACAAUGGAUGGACUUGACAGUUCCUCCCUUGAUGUCCCAGACAAAUCUUCUAGUCGCAAGCAGAGAAAGUCCACGCCCAGAAAAAUUCCACGGAGAUCCUCAGGCAGCAACCGCAAACAUAAAGAAGGUGGAGAUAUGGAUGAAGCAGAUGAAGAUGAGUGUGAAGAUGAAAAUGAUGAGUUUGAUGAUGACGAGGAUGAGGAAGGAGGGAUGAAAAAUGAAGGCUUGCCCUCCCUACAUUUUCAAGCCCUUACCGAUGAGACAGAAACGCCAGGGUCAUUGGAAUCAGACCUGAAGCGCACACAUAAUGAAGAAGAAGAAGAUGAUAAACAUGCAGAUGAGGAGGAAGAAGAGGAAGAGGUGGCUGUUAAAAAGAGUCGGAGACUUUCCGAAAGGCAGAGGGGUUUGCAUAGGACAGGAGAUUUCCUACAAGAUUUGUCCGAUACAGACAAAGAGGAUGCAGGACAAGAUGGCACACUUGAUGAAGAUUGGCUUCCCUCAUCAGAAGUGAGGAAAAAAGAUGGAAAGGGUGCAAAGCUGGAUUCUCUGAUUGCUGAAAAAUUCAAGAAUUCUUGAAAUAAUUCUUUUGGUUGGAUAUUGCAUUAUUUUUUAAUUAUUCUUUGUCCAUCUAUGUUCAUUGAAACAAUGCAGGCCUUUUUAAUAUUUAUUUCCAUAUUUUGACCAUUAUAUUUUUGGGGGAGACAGAAUGGAUGUUAAGGGUUUUAAAAUAUUUGUAAUGGAUUCAGAUAAUGCUUUGACAAAGCCCUUAACUUCCGUCUUGACCUCAAACCAGGAAAGUGUAAUCAAAAAUAAUUGUUUGGGUUUUUUUUUUUUUUUUUUGUUUUGUUUUAAUGUGGACAAAGACUUAGAAGUGCUGCUCAUUUUUUACGUGUGACCCAAAUGCAAGUAGCUGCAGAAGAGUUUAUGUGUACACAAAGAAAUUACCAGGAAAAGUAUCAGACUUGCAGAUAACACAAGAUUGUAAAUUCUACAUCUUUUGCUGCAUUUUUUUUUCACUGGCUAUCUCUAUAUUCAGCUAAGUGUGUCAAGCUGUAUAAUGCUGUAAAGAUCUCAAGUAAAGACAUUUAUAAUUCUUUGGAUGAUGUGAGUAUGACAUUUAAUGCCUGCAGAAGACCACUACAGUUGGUUGAGGUUAUUGCAUCAUGAGGUGUAUUGUGUGCCUGUGUGCGUAGGUGAGUGGAUGGCUGGCCGUAGGAGUGGUCUGUGUGUGAAUGCAUAUACCAUGAGCUUUGGUCAUUCCUUAUUAUGUUUUGUCUUGGGUACUUUUAUAUUCACAUUGACUGUUGUUGAGUCAGUGGUCCCUCUGUUCUUUUCCAUCUUUGACGAUAAUCAGUUGUUUUGUUAAACAGGCUCUGUGUUAGAUCCUUGAUUUUACCGUAGGCCUUUGGCUGUAGAGUUUUCUUUACCAUGCUCUGCGACUCAACCACAGUAAUAUAAUCUUAGCCCUUUGUUUCUGAUCACAUUUCUUCCACUAUUUUUCAUGUUUUUUAGCUGUCUCUCAAAGAGAUCUUAUUUAAGAAGUAAAAUUUUAUAGAAACCACAUUCAGCAUUGAGCCCUUACAGCAGAAUACUGCACAGUGCAAUCUAGUUCAAAUCCAGUUAAAGACAGGACCAUUUUUAUUGUUAAAAAUAAAAAGGAAGAAAAAACAUUGAUGUAGGACUUUUCUUUUCAAGCGAUGAUCAAGGCUUCUGGUGGUAAGCUUUGUCAGCUAGUGUCCAUACAGCCCUAUCCUUUGCAACCCCUACUCCCCUGACAACGCCAGUACCGGUUGACCACAGACCAACAGGGUCAAUAGAAUGAAUGAAUGCAUCAACAGUUUGAUUAAAUUGUAUUUACUUCUCGUGCAUAUGUUUAUUUCAUCUCUGUAAACUAGUUAUCUAUAUUUUCCAGUGGGCAUUAAUGUUUUCCAAUAUAUGUGUUAGUAUUCUUACAUCAAACAAUCACAAGAAGCUGAUGCAUUUAAAUUAUUUUCCUGCAAUUAUCCAGCUAAAUAAAAUUACUUUAGUUGCUAGUUAUGGGUUACUGUUAUCUGGCAGUACAACACUAUCUGUGCAAUACGACCAAUAUGACAGCUCAUUGAAAUGUUCAGGUUGUAGGCCAUGGCUUAAAAAAAAUAAACUAUCAAAAUGUAUACAUGUAUGUGGAAAAUAUUGAUGGUUGUGCACUCAGAAAACAGCAGGGAUGAACAGUUAUAAAUAUUGAUUGGAAAAAAAUCACUUGGCCCAAUCUACAGUAUAUAUUUUUUCAAUAAUUUAAUCCACUUCAUUAUUCUUGGUUUGCAUUUUGUAGCCUUUACACUUGCACAUUAUAAUUUGCUGUAGGUGUUAUUUAUGCAAUUGCAAAUUUGAAGGCUGAGAGCAAAUUGUAUGUAUUGAAAGAUAUUCGUCAAAGCCUUUUGGUGUGAGUUAGUGUUUUGGUUUCUUUUUUGUAAUUAACAUGUUUUUUUGCUAGGGUGAAGACUAAACAGGAUGCAGUGUCUUAUUCAUGCUGUUUACCAUGUGUGGUUUUCUGCUAAUUUUAUCACCGCUCUCGCUUUUGAAAUAACAGCUAGCUUGGUAAAUGAUGUUGAUAGGUUGAAUAGCAGCAUGUCUGGACAUGUUUGAUUUAUGAUCUGUUAAUUGUUAUCAAAGUAGGCAGCAGUUUGAUUGUCAAUAGCUUUGUUAAGUCCUGGUACUUAGAAAUGUUUACCAGUAAUUUUUGCUUUUGUUUUUUUUUUAGAGAUGGUAUGGAAAAAACCUUUUGUAAAAUGCUGAUUUCACAGUAACCAAUUCCAGGUUCAUAUAGCAUGGAUCACUAUGUUCUUUGCAACAUGUUGGUGAUGGCUAUAGGUCACAUAUUUUCAUCUGAUCAUCACAAAGUGUGUUUUAAUAAGAGUGACCUAACCCUAACCCUUCAUUAAUCAGUCUUGUGGCAAGAAUACUCAAACAGUAGUUAAAAAAUAAAACAGGAGUCAGUAUUCAGCAAGGUUAUCUUCUUUACACAAUCAUUUGUUGAAGACCACACUCACUUAUCAGAGCUGAUGUUAGGCUGUGUUGCACCCUAGACAAAAGACAAAUGCUGUGUCCCCUAUCCCAAGAAAAGUGUAUGAGUUAUAACAUUUAUUUUGAAAUUUAUUUAGAUGUCCUAGAAAUUGGUGCUUAAAACCUCGCUUUGCAUUUUGCUGUGCAAAAAGUUAUAAGUUUCUUCAGAUUUAGUGCAUUUGUCAAGUCUUGCUUAAUAGGUAUUGUGGCCAGCUCGAUCAGUCUGUCUUUCAACAUUAUUGAUCUCAUCUAAUUUUUAAUUAAUUUUGAUUUUGAGAAACUCCGUUCUACUCUGGCAGCAGAAAUUGAAAUUGGAAGGGUCAAUAAAAUUUUAAGAGACACUACAACAUUCAGCACAAUAUCAAAUAGUUUAUGUUGGAUAAUGUGAAUAUUAAGACUUCUUUAGGGGUUCAUUUUAGGCCUGGGAAGCAGAGUUCCUAUGCAUCAGUGACUGUGCUGUGUGUGUGCAUUAGUGCCUUUUCCAAGACCUUGCAAGAAAGUAGAAUGUCCUUUGUUGGCUUUUCAGAAAUGCUUUGGACAUCAUAAAGAAAUCCAAAUAAGGUGCUGUGCUCCUACAUCUAUUUAAAUCUGUCUUCAGUGGACGCAGUGGUUGUGUCUAUCACAGCACAAAAAAAACUGACUUUGAAACUUCAUCAUUAUCUUCUAUUGUGUUGUUGAAACUUCAGCAUGAUCUUCUGUCUUCGGCUGCCUCAUAGUAAACUGUAAUUAGCAAGGGCUUGAGCUUCAGCAUGUUUCUUUUCAUGAUGCUCCCCGAAGGCUUGCAUUCUUAGCAAUAUUUAUGAGAGCAUCAUAAAUUUUACCUAGCUGGUAUCUCAGGUUGAUGAUGAUGAUGAUGAUGAUGUAGUUUUAUAGCGCGCCAGUAUCCGCAUCACAAAGAUGCGCUCAAUGCGCGGUAAUCCCAGCAGCCACCAAACUGCAGGUCAAAUGAAAAGGUUUCAAAGCAUCUAUUCUAUUUUCCCAUCUGGUUUCACUUAGUGGUUUUCUAAACAUGAUUUUUCAGUACUUUCCAACAUCUUGACCCAGAGAAAUAAUUAUAAAUUUGUUGAAUUAAUCCAAAGAAAUUGAUAGCCUCUAGACAACUCUUAGCUGCAUCAUUUAAAGAAUGUGCACAGCAUGGGACAAAAAAAACCCAUGGAUUUAUUAUCUGAAAAACCGCUGUCUUUGCCUUUCAUGUUGCUUUCAUUAUCAUAGCCUUGACCUCACAGGUUAUCUAUUCAAGUCCAUUUCUUGAAGUUGUUUGAGAAGAACUUCUGUCAUAAACGCACUUCAUUUUCAGACAAUGGUACAAAUUCUGGGAAAUGCUUUUAUUGCAAUGUGAAACCUAGAACUUUCAGAAGCAGUGAUUAACAAAUGAAUAAUCACUGUCAUUUUCUCAUUGUGACUAACAUCUGGUGUGCAGUUCAAGAUGACAGAAUAAUACUUAGCUUGACUAGCAGCUGUUGAAAUUUUCUGCUUUAUUGCAUUUGCUAGCGGCUAUAUUCAUUCUGUGUAUCUUUUCCAAGAUAGUGUAUCAUUGUCAUUAAUUCUUCACAAAUGUUCAUUCAUCACACAGUCAAAAGUGCUAGUUAUUCUACAAACUUCAAGGAAUUGCCAUUUCUUGCACUAUGAAGGUUGCCAUUUGCACCACGUAAUGCAGGGUUUUGCAUUGCAUUAGGAUAAAAGAGAAAGGUGGGGCUGGCAUGUGGUCCCAAUCAUCCUAGGGGUGUGCCCCGACCAGCCCCAUCCCCAUCUCUGCCUCUUAUUAACAAGAACUUUUAGGCCUGAGAUCAACGUAAUGUACUGGACCCAUCAGUAAUUGUACAGUUUAUGCUAGCUGCUGCCUUGUCUGAUAGUCAUUGUCACAAAUAUGAUCCCAAGUCACCUCUGAACUCCUGAAUGUUUUACUACCUUUCAAGGCAGAAACAAUAUAGGCAGCUCUGUAUACUUUAACAGCUUCUGUACACAUUUCCACAUUAUGCAAAAACGGUAUCAUCUAAUCAUGAUGAUUAAUCAUAACAAAGUUGUGUCCAAUGUGCAUCUUACAAGAUGGCAGGAUCAUACUGCUUUCUUUGAUAUCCUUUUAUGAAAGAUAACCCAAACUAAAAACAAAAUUAAAAUUUAAGUUACGAUCAAGUUGACAGCUGUUGCUACAAGAAAACAGUGAAUUUUUAAUUUUCAAAAAAACACAUAUGUGCUUACAAUUUCACUGAAGGCUGCAGCAAGCAUGAUUUCUUUAAACAGAUGCUAAAACAGCAUUGCAGUCAUUGCACCAACAUGCUGUCAUGAUGGACCUCUUUCUACAACCCAAGUGAGAACUGUUUUCACCUGGGCUUGUAUCUUGUGUACAGAACUUUUCACUCAAAUUUGGGAAUUCGUAUCUUUGUAUGUUAAUGAAUUCAUGAAAUCAUUGAAAAUAACUUUGCUUUCAGAUUAGCCUUACAAUAUCUUGCGUGUUAAAGUUUUUGGCAAAAAGGAGUUGCAAAGGUUUUAAAACUCCAUAAUUAUUCCCUUACUGUUCUAACCCAAGAGCAUUUUUUUAAUGAGUGGGUUUUGUUUUAAUUUCAUGUUUGACUUGAAUUAGCCUUUUCAUUACAGUACUACUGCAGCAUUUGUUUGAAUGAACUUGUGGACACCAAAUGUACAUCGUACAGAAUCCUGUGAACCUUGUAAGCAUCUUAUCAGUGUUAGAAAUAGUUUAACAUAUUGAGAUGAGAUGUUGGGGGAACCUUAUUGGAUUGGUUCUUCUGUCUGAAUUAUAAAGAAGCAUACUCAUGAAAUUCGAAUUCUUAAUUAGACUUGAAAAAAAGAGCUAGUUUGCUUAACUGGGAUUUUUUUACUUUUGUGUGACUGUUGUACUAAAUAGCUUUUACAUUCCAUAUUUAUAGGACUCUCAUUUUAUUGCCAUUUUCAUUCUUGCACUUUUGCUGCUUUUUCCCCCCAUGAAACUUCAGUGUUGGACCUCACGACUUUAUUCUAGUUGUACAUUCUUUAUGCGUUUAAAAAAAUUACCUUUCCUAUA
Messenger RNA from Pomacea canaliculata, 8087 nucleotides. RefSeq names its product zinc finger protein 64 homolog, isoforms 3 and 4-like. NCBI's taxonomy places the organism in Eukaryota, Metazoa, Mollusca, Gastropoda, Architaenioglossa, Ampullariidae. Gene Ontology annotation, molecular function: RNA polymerase II cis-regulatory region sequence-specific DNA binding; DNA-binding transcription factor activity, RNA polymerase II-specific. The transcript has 7 exons. Bases 2 to 2602 code for a protein of 866 amino acids. Gene Ontology annotation, biological process: regulation of DNA-templated transcription. The record is from RefSeq and is a predicted model, not a curated record.